Messenger RNA from Macrobrachium nipponense, 2009 nucleotides. RefSeq lists its product as uncharacterized. The record is from RefSeq and is a predicted model, not a curated record. The transcript has 3 exons. Bases 21 to 1907 code for a protein of 628 amino acids. Lineage: Eukaryota; Metazoa; Arthropoda; Malacostraca; Decapoda; Palaemonidae.
GAACUGCAAAUCAAGUCAAGAUGGGGAGGAGAAUCGAGCGCAUUCACUCUGCCUGCAAGAGAUGCUCCUCUGUGGUAGCGGUCGGAAUUAUAAUCUACGUCUUCUUUUCAAGCGAGGCGGUUGUCAACAAAGGAAAAUUGCUCUCCAGAAUAUAUCGACAUUCUGGUGAUGUCGACUCUGCCUUUAGUACCAACACAGGCACAGACCUCACAGUCAUCUCUGUAGACACAAGAAGAAGACUGGCAAAGCUUGUGGCAGAGGUCCAGAAUGAAAUUGACAUUUUAUCAGGUAAAGACCCAAAGAUUCAAGGUCACUGGACUGUGAAACUGGCGGCUGUAGCUGGAGAACUGGACCCCAGGUUGCUCUCAUCACAAAAUCAGGAACAUUUUUCAUCGCGAACUCUGAACAUGAAUCCUGCUCCACAAGUGGUCAAUAAGGAACGGAGUGUUUGCAGUGAGAUCUAUUUGGGCCCACAUUAUGGCUUCCCUUUUUACCAGCAUGGGAUGGAACAAGAGGAUUGCGUUUCUGUCCCAAAAAUCAGCUCUGUUUUGACUGCAGUUCUCCCAGCGGUCACUUGGAAACCAGGCACUGUUGAAUUUGUUGUUAAGCAAAUUAGAAAGUUGUAUAAUAUAUCAAUAAUCGCAGUCGUUUCAAAAGGUGAAAAGGUUGACUCAGAAAUCCAAAAUGUUACGGUGUUAGAGGCUGAUGAAAGUUAUGAUGAGGGUAAGACCAUGAACAGAGUAACUGAGUUAGUGGAAACGCCGUUGGUAUUCAUGGGUAUAUCGCUGUCUCACUUCAGCAACCAGUCAUCUCUGGAACGUCUCGUUCGGGUGCUUGACGAUUUGAAAAACGUAAAAGUGGUUGGAGGGGCAGGAAGAGAUUCUGCAGGUCACUGGAGGCAUGGUUGCCUUCAGCAGCGUAUGGCCAUGUACCAAGCGCGUUACGUUUCGGGCUACUAUUAUUCCAGACACGAGUGCAUGUACUGUGACGACCUUCUGGUUCCCUUUGUUACCUACAAACAACUGUUGGUGGACCUCCCGUUUUCCAAAGACUUAACUGGUCCUGCUUUAUUUCGUGACUGGUUUACCAGAGUGACUUUGAAGGGCCAUUUGAUCAUGGCGUGCCCUGAUGUGAUGUUUUUCAUGAGUAGUCAUGUCACUAUGAACUAUGCCUCUUGGUCUGUGAUGGCCAAGAAAUGGCUUUUAGAAAAAAUUCAUAGCUAUGACGAUAAGAUAUAUAAUUUUGAUUGCAAUGAUCUCGGCAUCACCUGCAUGAACAAUAGACCAGCAAUCGAAAGACACCUUCUCCCAAAAUGCUGCAGAACACUCGUGGUGGAAUUCCUCGCAGAACUCGACGACUUUGCUAAGAAAAAUGACAUUUACUAUGAAUUGCUCGCUGGGUCGGCUUUAAGUGCCGUCAAAAUGGGGAAUAUUCUUCCUUGGGAUUUUGAUGCAGACGUCAUUGUCGACUGCACUGAAAUCCAUAAAUGGAAGGAAGCGGAAAGCGAAUUUCCGUCCUGUAUUUUCUUCGAGCAAACCAAGACAUACCUGACGAUAUUUUGCCCUUCGUUUUUUGUAGACAUUUUGUGUUACAGGUUCAACUGGACAUCAUUGCAGUAUCUUCCAUUAGAAUAUCAAAAUGUACCGACCACCAUCAAAUAUUCAGAGAGGGAUAUUACGGUGAGUGCUAAUCCUGGUCUAUACAAUAGGAAUAAAUAUGGAAUAGAUGUUCUUAAGCAUGCUGGCCACUGGGCUACGAUAGAAAGAACUAGUGAAGGUAACCUAAAAGGGGGUUAUCAUCGUCCAGGGGUCUGGAAUCCGUGUAAAAUACCAGAAUUUCAUUCAUGUCUUGAUCAUUACCCUGGGGAUGGGAGCCUGCCUUUCCUAGAACCAUUUUUAUUCAUAUAAUAAUUUAACGAACUAAACGAAAGAACUUAUUUUCGUCAGAGAAAGUGUGCUCCACCUAUUCCUAGACUUAAAACGAAAACACUGUUUUGAUCCAAGAACAAA